GGGCCUCCCACACUGUUAAGACUGGAUAUAAACUUUCAGGGUCCAUGAUCGAAAGGCAUAUUAUGGAUCUUCUGGUUCGAAAAGGGAUCGAUCGGAAACCCCCAAGCAUCGAGUUCUUGGAAACUGCUUUUUCAAUGUUCGAGCCAUGUGUAUUGGCAUUCAUGAUAGAGCUGUACAAGGGCCUUAUCGAAAUUAACACGGAAUUGGUCUCUUACUCGCUUGAUGGGGCAGAUUUUCGUGAGAUCCAGAAAAUACUCACAGCAAAAGGCCUUGUGAGCGAUGUUAAUGCAAAGUCGACCAUUCACAAACUGCCUGAUAAAGCCGACCAUCAUUGCGGUGAAACCGACUCUAUAGAUUCGAUGUCUGAAAAAAGCGAAGAAUCUUGCGCUGAUAUUACUCUCACGGCGGAAAUGGUUCAGUCUGCGACUAACAUGAAGAGACAAGAUGGCCACGAAACUCGCAUAUACUCACUCCUGGGCCAACAGACCCGCACGGUCAUAGUAACAGCCGAAGCUAUUCCUGCAAUAAUCAAGUACGAUGACCUGAGCACGAUAAAACUCCUGGUGUCGGGGAAUAAUAACAUCGUCAUUCCUUCAGUGCUGCAGUUUUCAUUGAGCAACACGAGGGUCGAGGACAUACAACACGCUUCUUUUCAAUCCGAGAUCGCCGUCACGGACCAUAUCAUAUGUGCCGCGAUCGAGAAUACCCGCGAUCAAAAUCUGGCUAUUUUGGGAUUUCUGUUUGUUCUUUUUGGCUGUCCGACUAUCAUAUCCAACAGAGUCUUAGUAGCUGCUGCUAGUCUAGAACACAACCCCACAAACGUUCUUGAGUUUUUACUUUGUUGCAACCAAGGCGAGAUUGACGGACUUGAGUCAAUCGCCGUCGCUGCAGCAGGAAACCACACUGAUGGAGAUCACCUUCUUAUGCUUCUUUUUGAUCAUUUUGGAGAUGAGAUCCAACUCUCCGAGCGUUUGCUCGUCGCUGCUGCGGAGAACGAGAAUACCAAACAUGCUCUAUUACAAUGUCUUUCGUCGCCGAAUUGCCAAGUGACACCGAAGGUACUUGCUGCUGCUGCAUGUAAUACUGUUUUUGUAGUGGAAAUGAUGAAGAUGUUGUUGCAACGGUUUCAAACGCCAAUCACAGAAAGUGUGUUGAUUGAAGCUGCUCGCAGUGGAUGCCUAGGCGAUAAACUUCUUGAUCUGUUUCUCGAAGAAAGGAGAUACGAGUUUCGAUUGACUGAGAAGGUUAUCGAAGGAUUCAUAAAAAGGACAGCAUAUUGCAAUGAUUGCACAGGACAUUCCAGGGUCCCAGAGACUUUUCUUGAUCCAUCCUACUACGUCGAUCCAUACUCUGUUCAAACUGCUGCAAUUCUGUCCAAGUCACUUUCCUACUCACAGUUCAAUGUUUUCCUAUCCAAUUAUCAACUUGUCAACCCACAGGACUUGGCUUUAGAGCUUGCUCAGGAAUGCAACGAUGUCACUCUACGAAUGAUUCUCGAACGAUAUGGCUUCAAAAUUUCCAUGUCAGAGGCUUUGUUGAAAAGAGCAGCCCGGAAUACGCAUUCGAGAACAAAUAUUCUCAAAGUCUUCAUUUUUUCCGGGGAGAAUAUAGGGCAAGUCGCGGAAAUUACUCCCGACGUGGUAGCUGCUGCUGCGGAAAACCCAAAGUACGGAUACGAGUCUGUCCAGCUGCUGCGAACACGAUGCUCAGAAGCUCCAUUUGUCGACUCGAAGACAAUAUUGGCCGCUGUUUCUAAUCAAGCAGAAUUCUCUCUUAGACUGCUCAGGCUACUUUUUCGAUGCUCCCAGUGUUCUCUUCCGAUCACCACCGAACUCCUCUCCACUGCUGCCAAAAACUCUAAGCAUGGAACGGAGAUGUUGCGACUCCUUCUGUCUCGCCUUGAAAAACAAGGGGAUGAUCAGAUCAACUUUGAAGAUGUCCUGAAAGUUGCAGCUGCCAAUACCACAGUCAGCGAAGGAUGGGCGGAUUUCAGUUACAUCUGGCAUUCCCCUCUGGGGCUGCUCAUCCGCAAAAAACGUGAUAGGAUAACAAUCACCGAAAGCGUUUUAACUGCAGCUGCAGCAAAUUCUGAAAAUGGGAAACGCUGUUUUCUUCUCCUAAUGAAAUACGCUGGAGAAGGAUUUGCAAUCACCGAGAACGUUGUUUGUGCGGCCGCUAGGAAUCCGGAACAGUGGCUUGACAUCUUAACGAUUAUUCUUGAUCAUCCAACAUACCAAGACGUUGAUGUAUCAGAAAAGGUUCUUACAGCAGCAGUAGGAAAUGAUGGUUUGUUUACUCGGGAUAAAAUUAUCAAGCUUUUGCUCAGUCACCACAGUGCGUCGCUUCCAAUUUCAGGACGCGUGGUUCUAGCUGUAGCUGAAAAUCCGUGUUACAGCAAGGAAAUUAUGGAAAUGCUUUUGAAGCAAUACCAAGGUCCUAUCUGCAUUUCGAACGACACAUUACAAAAGGUGUCAGCAGAAUUGGGAGGCUCCAUUUGUCGAAAGCUGCAGGCGCGUCAAGUCCAUCCACAAGCCCCCGAGAGCAUGGAAUGGCACGUUCUGUGGCGGCUGUUCAUUCUUUUUGUAUCUUGUUAUAUAUGGCCUCUUUUCCAUUGGGAUACCACCAGAGAUGUUGGAUGAACUGGUUUGACAGCAAAAUGACGGAACAGCUUGUUCUGGAAACAAACUGCCCUAUGGAACAGUAGGGUGACUUUGUGCCUUCAGUGUAACUUGGCCAAUGAAACUGAUGGAACUCCUAAAGUUUGACAGGCAGCAUAAAACAGUGAUUCCUACCAGCAGUGAU
Molecule: messenger RNA, 2802 nt
Organism: Aspergillus wentii DTO 134E9
Lineage: Eukaryota; Fungi; Ascomycota; Eurotiomycetes; Eurotiales; Aspergillaceae
Exons: 1
Coding region: 63-2639 (858 amino acids)
Source: RefSeq, a predicted model, not a curated record